Molecule: messenger RNA, 261 nt
Organism: Phytophthora nicotianae INRA-310
Lineage: Eukaryota; Oomycota; Peronosporomycetes; Peronosporales; Peronosporaceae
Exons: 1
Coding region: 1-261 (86 amino acids)
Source: RefSeq, a predicted model, not a curated record
AUGCGGCAGACACCACGGGCGACUUCGGCUCGGGAGAGCUCCAAGUGCUGGAUGAAACUGUGCCCGUGGACAACGGCGGUGGAGCUGACGCCAUGGAAGACGGCAACGAGGCUGAUGUGGCUUUGGACGACGCUGGCCGUGAUCAAGAGGCGGCAUCAAGCGUGGACGAGGAGACCAAGACGAAGGACCAAGACCAACCACCUCCUCGCACUCCGCGUCGUCCGGUCCCUAGGGUGGGUGCGCUUCCCGAGAUUGCCAUAG